ACAGUUGGAGAUUCUGUCCUAGGGUAUGUUCCAAAAUUUUACUCGCUGGAGAGAGUAACAUGGAGUGUCCAAUCAGAAUUAAGAAAUCUUGAGAAAUCUCGAGAUUUUUUUCAUCCUGAUUGGUUACUCAAAGUUACUCUGCCCGACGAGCAGAAUUUUGGAACGCAUCCCUGGAAGUUCUCUACUGGUGACUGUACAUGACCGAAAGUGGUGACGCUCUGUUUAUAAGAAAUUACAUAAUUAAUUAAACGUGGCGCUGUAGCUCUGUUGGAGCCAGAAAUUCAAAGGCCAAAAAAAAGAAGACAAUACGUAAAAGAGUUCGCCAAUUUUGUGACAAUCGUGAUCCGAUUUGCCGAUUGUAUUUGUUUAUUACAAAAGAGCAGGCAGCACCGAUAGAACAAUUACAUGUGAUUAACGUUGAAGUGAAUGUGACAGUUCGGACAACUGAACUCGGGACUCACAAAACUGGAAUGGAUACUUUCGCGCGGUCUCUCCUAAAAACUCGUGGUUUAUCUGCGUUAUGGCUUCUCCUGUUACUGUCGCCUACCGCUCUCGCUUUGUACAGUAUCGGCGUCGGAAGAGCUGACAGCACAGGACCGACGGCGGGAAUUGUCUUCAUGGGGUAUGCGAAAAUGGAUCAGAAGGGAAAUGGUCUUCAUCUUCGAACGUUUUCUAGAGCCUUCAUAAUUGACGACGGCGUGGAAAGAUUCGUAUUUGUCAGCGUGGACAGUGCUAUGAUAGGCAGUGAUGUCCGACAAGAGGUAUUGCGCAAAUUGAAAACUCAAUUUGGCGACAUGUAUACGGAGAGGAACGUGAUGAUUAGUGGCACGCACACGCACUCAGCCCCCGGUGGCUUCAUGCUACAUGUCCUUUUCGAUUUGACCACGUUUGGCUUCGUCAGAGAAUCAUUCGACGCUAUCGUCAAUGGCAUCGCGAAGAGCAUCCAGCGUGCUCACAAUGCCGUUGUGCCCGGAAGAAUCUUUAUCACUCAGGGACAAGUUUUGGGCGCUAACAUUAAUAGGAGUCCGCAGGCGUAUCUUAAUAAUCCAAAAUCGGAGAGAGAUAAAUAUGAGUAUGACGUAGACAAGACACUAACACAGAUGCGAUUUAUCGGUACUGAUGAUACGCCCUUGGGUGCUAUAAAUUGGUUCGCCGUGCAUCCAACUAGUAUGAAUAACACGAACCACCUGGUCUCCAGCGACAAUGUGGGCUAUGCUUCAAUCCUUUUCGAGAAAAUGAUGAAUAAGAACGCCGCGGUUGGCACAGGUUCGUUCGUAGCUGCCUUUGCCUCGACUAAUCUUGGCGACGUUUCGCCAAAUACACGUGGACCAAAGUGCGAAUUCUCUGGAAAUAACUGCUCUGAUCAAUAUAAGUGCCCUGGAAAGAAGGAAAUGUGCUUCGCCUCAGGUCCUGGAAAGGAUAUGUUUGAGAGCACGAGCAUUAUUGCUCACAAAAUAUACCAAGAGUCCGUGAGAUUAUGGCAAAGUAACCAAGCGGUGGAGGAAGUGUUUGGACCGGUACGAGUGGUUCACCAGUACGUCGACAUGCCGGAACAGUCCGCGGAAUUCUAUAACGAGACAACGGGCAACUUUGAGGAGGUGCACGGAUGUGUACCUGCGAUGGGUUACAGUUUCGCAGCUGGUACGAUUGACGGACCUGGCUCGUUCGCUUUCAAACAAGGAACCACAACGUCCAAUCCCUUUUGGAACGCCGUACAAAAUUUUUGGAUUGCUCCCACGAAAAGCGAUAUUCACUGUCACAGCCCGAAACCUAUUUUGUUAGCCACCGGACGGAUGAAACAACCCUAUCAAUGGCAACCGAACAUCGUCUCGACACAAGUAGCCGUAAUCGGAAACGUUGUCAUUGCCGGCGUGCCCGGUGAAUUCACAACAAUGUCCGGAAGAAGAUUGCGAGAGGCUAUCAAGAAAGUCAUGAACGAUGCGUCCGUCAACGAAACGUUCGUAAUAGUCGCAGGGCUCUGCAAUAUUUACAGUGAUUACAUAACGACGCCCGAGGAGUAUCAAAUACAGAGAUACGAAGGCGCAUCGACGAUUUACGGUCCGCAUACGCUUACAAUAUACUUGAAGCAAUAUCGGGAACUGGUACAGGCAGCUAUUCAAAGUAAACCCGUUCCACCAGGACCACCCGCUCCGAAGUUGCUGGAAAGUAACUUGAUUAGUCUUGUAUCGCCCGUACUCUACGACUUUCCAUCAUGGGGACACAACUUCGGGGAUGUUAUCCAGCAACCGCCAAAAUACGCAUCGCCCGGUGACACAGUUACGGCGAUUUUUGUCGCCGGUCAUCCCCGUAACAAUUUAAUGGUUGAUAGUACGUUCUUAACUGUGGAGCGAUUAGGCAACGAUGAAGUAUGGAUACCGAUCGCUACGGAUGCUGAUUGGGAAACCAAAUUUAUAUGGAGGCGAACUUCCAUGUUACUGAGGUCGAGUCAGGUGACCAUUACGUGGGAAAUCCCACAGGACGUUGAACCGGGCGAAUAUCGUAUCAGACACAAUGGUUAUUAUCGCUACAUCUUUGGUGGCGUGUAUCCUUACUACGGUGUCACCAAUCAUUUUCACCUGAAAGUUCCUGCACUGAACAUCCGUCAACGUUACUAUGGAUGACGACUUGUCAGUAAUCAACUCUCUUGUCCAUUCCCGCAUGCUUUCAUACGUUCGCUAAUUUGCAAUUUAAUUGAAUAGGAUAUUUUAUUUACACAUAUGCAUAUUGAUUUUACGAUUGAAUCAACUCUCUUUUCCUUUCCUGUAUGGUUUUAUAAUCAAGGAAAUUAUUAUGCUUAUUUUACAAGUUGACGGAUGUUCAGUGCAGGAACUUUUAGAUGAAAAUGACUGCGGACCGUAAGGAUAUGCAUAUUGAUUUUACGAAUGAAUCAACUCUCUCAAGAGCCGCCAAAAGUCGCCCGGUGACACAGUUACGACGAUUUUGGUCGCCGGUUAUCCCCGUAACAAUUUAACGGUUGAUAGUACGUUCUUAACUGUGGAGCGAUGAUGAAGUAUGGAUACCGAUCGCCACGGAUGCUAAUUGGGAGACCAAAUUUCACUGGAGGCGAACUUUCGUGAUACUGGGGUCGAGUCAGAUGAUCAUUACGUGGGAAAUUCCUUGUGGAAUUUCCCACGUAAUGUUCACCUGACUCGACCCCAGUACCAUAAAAGUAAUCGUUCCACAGUUAAAAAUGUACUAUCAACCAUUGACGCUAGUGUGUUCUUGUCAUUCGAUUCGCCUCGUCUUUUCCCCGUUAGUUAUUAACAUUUUUGCAUUUUUAUUUAUAAUUUAUCUUGCGUUUAUAUCUCAGCCAAUCUUGUAAUGUGCA
Solenopsis invicta (red fire ant) is the source of this 3328-nucleotide messenger RNA. Its product is annotated as neutral ceramidase. Gene Ontology annotation, cellular component: extracellular region. Gene Ontology annotation, molecular function: N-acylsphingosine amidohydrolase activity. The record is from RefSeq and is a predicted model, not a curated record. The transcript has a single exon. Lineage: Eukaryota; Metazoa; Arthropoda; Insecta; Hymenoptera; Formicidae. Gene Ontology annotation, biological process: long-chain fatty acid biosynthetic process; ceramide catabolic process; sphingosine biosynthetic process. The coding region runs from base 471 to 2621 and encodes 716 amino acids.